This is a messenger RNA of Trichomycterus rosablanca, 882 nucleotides long. It is a transcript of the gene btf3, whose product is annotated as basic transcription factor 3. Gene Ontology annotation, cellular component: cytosol; nascent polypeptide-associated complex. The record is from RefSeq and is a predicted model, not a curated record. Lineage: Eukaryota; Metazoa; Chordata; Actinopteri; Siluriformes; Trichomycteridae. The coding region runs from base 98 to 586 and encodes 162 amino acids. The transcript is spliced from 6 exons.
CUUGCUCUCCUCGUGUGUUUGCUGCUAGCGUGCAGGUCAGUCAGGAGUUUCAAAUACUCUCUUUCCUGCACAGACACUGCCGGCUCCAAGCCACAAGAUGAAAGAGACAAUAAUGAACCAGGAGAAAUUAGCCAAACUGCAGGCGCAAGUCCGCAUUGGUGGAAAGGGCACUGCACGCAGAAAGAAGAAGGUUGUGCACAGAACUGCUACUGCAGAUGACAAGAAACUUCAGUUCUCUCUGAAAAAGUUGGGCGUUAAUAACAUUUCCGGCAUUGAGGAGGUGAACAUGUUCACAAACCAAGGAACAGUGAUCCACUUCAACAACCCAAAAGUCCAGGCAUCGCUGGCAGCCAACACCUUUACUAUCACAGGUCACGCUGAGACCAAGCAGCUAACGGAGAUGCUGCCAUCUAUUCUUAACCAGCUCGGCGCAGACAGCUUGACCAGUCUGCGAAAGCUUGCCGAGGCUCUGCCCAAACAAGCUGGAGAUGGCAAGGCACCAGUGGCAGGAGGAGAGGAAGAUGAUGACGAAGUUCCAGAUCUUGUGGAAAAUUUUGAUGAGGCUUCAAAGGAUGAGUCUAACUAGGAGAAACAGACCAAUCGAAUUUCUCAGCUCAGUUUGGUCAUGUGGGAAUUCCUGAACCUUAUUGUGCAGUUUUCCCCUUUUCUUUUAUAAAUAUCACAACCGUUUGUUUUUUGUGCACUGCUGUUUCCUUUGUGUCCAGGCUAAGUGUAAGAUUGUGUUUGACCGCACAAAGAUGUGGAACUCACGGGGCCUUCCCCACCAGGUGUCCCGCCUAUCUCCCUGUUACUGAGACUCUCCUUUGUGGCCUAGCUAAAGCCAAAAUCUGGAAAUAAACAUUUGGUAUUCAUAAACAUAAA